Messenger RNA from Lachancea lanzarotensis, 240 nucleotides. It is a transcript of the gene SDH6, whose product is annotated as LALA0S01e07140g1_1. Lineage: Eukaryota; Fungi; Ascomycota; Saccharomycetes; Saccharomycetales; Saccharomycetaceae. Gene Ontology annotation, biological process: mitochondrial respiratory chain complex II assembly. The record is from RefSeq and is a predicted model, not a curated record. Gene Ontology annotation, cellular component: mitochondrion. Bases 1 to 240 code for a protein of 79 amino acids. The transcript has a single exon.
AUGGCCAAAAGACUCAGUGGUUUGCAGCGAGAUGUACUUCAAAUGUACAGACUCUGUGUGAGAGAGGCACACAAAAAACCGUUGGCCAGCAGGCCUAACUUCUUAAGAUACAUCAGAACAGAGUUUGUCAAGUAUCGAGAUAUUCCACGGAAAGACUUUAGCACGAUAGAACACCUGCUCAGAGUAGGGCAUCGCAGGCUCGAAACGUUCGCAUCUCCUGAGGUCAAAGAUAUUCAUUGA